AUGAAUCCUGCACCAGCGCCACGAGCCCUCAUAUGUAGAGGCCUCGGGGCCCUGCGGAAUAGUACACGAUGCUACAUCACCGUCGAAAACAUGUCGCCGCAGGCACGGACAGCAGCGCGAGCGGCGCAAGCCUACAAGGCGCAAAAGAGCCAACCGGACGAGGAGUACGACGACAUUGCAGCGCGCGCUCCCCUCAAGAAGCCAUCGACAUCGGGCCUGGGUAUUCCUAGCGCUGUCCCCUCGUCCUCCAAGAAGCCGAAUUCUUCUCCACGAUUGUCCCGCGACCGACCGGACGCCGCCACGACAGAUACUCAGGCCACGGUGGGAGAAGCCGCAGCACUGGCCGAGCAGCGCGAGGCCCACCUUCGACACGUCCGUCUCCGGCGAGUCGAGGCUGAGGAGCAUGCAAGGAGGCAGGCGGCUGGGGAGAAGACAUAUGACCAGCGAUACAGGGAACUGAGCAGGAGGUGGUUGGGCGGCAUGGUCGGGCUGCCGUUUCUGUUGGUGACGAGCUACUAUCUUUUUGACCGACUGUUUCUGGGGGGCGAAGCCAAGCCUAUACCUAAGUAUGGCGACGAUGACUAG
Emericellopsis cladophorae is the source of this 585-nucleotide messenger RNA. RefSeq lists its product as uncharacterized. Lineage: Eukaryota; Fungi; Ascomycota; Sordariomycetes; Hypocreales; Bionectriaceae. The coding region runs from base 1 to 585 and encodes 194 amino acids. The record is from RefSeq and is a predicted model, not a curated record. The transcript has 2 exons.